CUCCCCACCUAACCGCCAAGAAGUGCAAGCACACGAGCGCGCGAGUGGUUGAGCUCAAUGGCUCGCCGCGACGGCGUCGGCGGCGACGGCGGCGCGUCGGCGGCGGAGCAGCAGCGGAGAGUAGCGCUGCGUGUGCUGCUGUCCCGUGCGGAGGCUUCCUCGCCGCCGCCGGCGACGGUGGAGGAGGAGGCGCAGCGGGGGAGGAGCGGUGGUGGUAACAAGGGGCUCGCGUCGGCGGCGCUGCGCGGGCUCGGGUGCACGUCGACGGCGGCGCUGCGUGCCCACGCGCCGGCUUCGGCGGUGGAGGUGGCGAGUAGCUCGGAGCGGUGGCACGGGAGGCGGCGGCGGAGGAAGGUGCAGGAGAGGCGGAGCGCGAGGGGCGGCGGCGGAGGAGGAGGAGGAGGCGUGGCGCCGCCCGGCCCCGCGCCGGCGGCGGCCGGGGACGUGUGGUGCACGUGCGCUCCCGGGAUACCGUUCGCCGCCGAGGCGUCGUCGGUGGACUGCGUCGUGGUGGCGCGCCACCACCACGCCCACCACACGGCGGCGGCGAUGGGCUCCGGCCGCCGCGGGGAGGCGGAGCGGCGCCACAGAGAGAGGCCGGCCGCUCCUCGAGCUCGAAGGGUGACCAUGCGUGAGCACAUAUCCUCGUCGCUCAUGGACUCGCCGCCGUUCCCCGACAUGCCGCUCCUCAACGCCGACCUGCUACCACCACCACCCUCCGGCCGCCACCGCCAUGGAUACCGCCACCCCCACGUCGGCGCCGCCGAGGAAGAGAUCAUGAUGUUAAGAACACGGCUAUUAUGGGGAAGAUUCGGUAUGCAUGAUCAGCACCAGGAUUGGCGACUCGACGUUGACAACAUGACAUAUGAGGAGCUGCUGGAUCUUGAAGACAGAAUUGGGUAUGUAAGCACAGGGUUGCAUGACGAUGAAAUCGCUCGCAGCCUUAGGAUGGUCAAGUAUUCAGCAUUCAACCCCAAGCAUUUUGCAACAGAAGUAGAAAGGAAUUGCAGUAUUUGUCAGGAAGAAUUUGAAGCAAAUGAGGAAACAGGGAGGCUGAUCUGUGGCCACAGCUAUCAUGUGCAAUGCAUAAAGCAGUGGCUUUCUAGGAAGAACACCUGCCCUGUCUGCAAAACUGUUGUAUCGAAGACAUGAAAUCCAAUCAGUCCCUAAGCACACUUGAACUGAAAAUUGUGAAAAGGACUUACUCUUUCACAGUGUUUGUUUGUGAUUGUACAGCUCUGUUUGUACAUGAUGCUUUGUGUAAGCACAAGCCUGAAGCAAACCAUCUCAUUUGCAUAUAGAAAUUUACAUGUUUUCAGUUUUCCCAGUGUCUACUGAGUGUUAAGCAUUUGCUUGUAGAAACUUACAUGUUUUCAGUUUUCCCAGUGUGUACUGAAUAUUAAUUCAGGUGAAAGAAAAAAAAUAAGAAGAGAGAUUUUUUUUUGUUUGAUGAUUA
Oryza sativa Japonica Group (Japanese rice) is the source of this 1456-nucleotide messenger RNA. RefSeq lists its product as uncharacterized. Gene Ontology annotation, molecular function: ubiquitin protein ligase activity. The record is from RefSeq and is a predicted model, not a curated record. Lineage: Eukaryota; Viridiplantae; Streptophyta; Magnoliopsida; Poales; Poaceae.